Molecule: messenger RNA, 1131 nt
Organism: Adineta ricciae
Lineage: Eukaryota; Metazoa; Rotifera; Eurotatoria; Adinetida; Adinetidae
Source: the annotation of a GenBank genome assembly
AUGUUCAAUCGUAUAUUCAUUUUGAUCUGGCUGAUUACUCGCAUUCAACAAAACUCUGCGGUUCUACCAAGUUACGUGCAUGUACAUACGCCUGCUGAGAUCAUGGAGAUAAACUAUGUUGUUUUGCAUCAAGUCAGUCUAUGUGAAGAUUCUCAAUAUGCCGACAGUCAAUUAUUUAUUGCAAUUAAAUCAGCAGUAAACAAUCUUAAUCAGCGAGAAUUAGUUCGACAGACAUGGUUACCUGAAGUAAUACGCUACCGAAUUCCAUACGUGUUUAUGUUAGGAUCAACAAAUGAUGAAGAGAUGUUCGAAAAACUUCUUGUCGAAAACAGAAACUAUCAUGAUUUGAUUAUAGGAAAGUUUGUCGAUGAUUAUUAUAAUUUAACUUUAAAAUCAAUCUUUACAGUAACUUGGGCUAGCGUGCAUUGCUCAAGUCGAUGGCUUCUAUAUGUUGAUGAUGAUGCUAUCAUCAACAUACGGAAUGUUAUACGAUUUUUCAAUACUAAGAAAGACGUGUUAAACUUGAAUAUUUUCUGUAACAAAGGCGUACGUCAGGUGCACCGAGAAGUUCAGAACAAAUGGUACGUUCCGGAGUCAGUAUGGUUAGACGAAAAAUUUCCCGAGUUCUGCUAUGGAUCGGGUUAUUUGAUUCCGUCGGAUGUAUUAACUGUAUUAUCAUCGACUUUAAUUAGUAAUACUACAACACCAAAAUUGUGGUUAGAGGACGUGUUUGUAACUGGCAUUGCGGCGAAAGCGGCGAACAUUAAAAUCGUAUCCACCGGAUUUGUAUGUUGUCAAGUACGCAGUGCACGUUUGUUCAAGGAGAACAUGGUGCUUGGUCAAAUGGGAAAGGACAAGAAAUUUCUCGAGAGCUGGAAAGCUGUUCAGAAGAAAUCAGCUUUAGCCAAGAAAAGUGAACCUCGCCAUCCCGUCAUCAGAAAUGGCGGCUCAGUUUUUCAAAGGAAAGGACUUUUAAUGAGUAGACCGAUAGAAAAUCAUGCAAGAUUACGAAACUUCAUACAAUCCAUGAAUGGUAUCAAUUCAAGAAAUCGUGCUUACUUAUGGUAUACGAUUCUAGUUAUACUGAUAGGUGUUAUGUUAUAUUUAGGAUUCUCGAGAAAGUUGUAUUGA